UUUAAAUGCAUACAUAAUGCAUGUAUGUAUAAAUGUUGUUUACAUUAGUACUUUUCCUAUAAACAAUCAAAAGAUUUUGCAAUGGGAGAUUAUAAUUUGAACAUACAAAAUGAAGAAGGUAAAUCGGAAUCAUUAGAGGACAAAAAAAAUAAAUGGGUUAAAAGUAACAUAUUAAUACCAAAUGAAAAUGGUGAACUCUAUCCAACUAAUGCAUUUGGAAAGGUUAAUUUUAAAGGUGCAACUAGAAGAGCAACAGCUAAAUUUGCUAGAAUUGGUGCAAAUGAAUCUGGAAAGAAAAUUUUUGAACUCUUAACAAAUAUUAUGGAGUUAGAACAGCCUCGUUUGUUGAUAUCUAUCACUGGUGGAGCAAAAAGUUUUAGUUUAAGUCCAACACUAAAAAGUCAAUUAACUUCUGGACUUGUAAAGGUAUAACUUUUUUUAUGUUUUUGA
Molecule: messenger RNA, 450 nt
Organism: Hydra vulgaris (swiftwater hydra)
Lineage: Eukaryota; Metazoa; Cnidaria; Hydrozoa; Anthoathecata; Hydridae
Product: transient receptor potential cation channel subfamily M member 2-like
Biological process (GO): metal ion transport; monoatomic cation transmembrane transport
Cellular component (GO): plasma membrane
Molecular function (GO): monoatomic cation channel activity
Source: RefSeq, a predicted model, not a curated record